This is a messenger RNA of Pygoscelis adeliae (Adelie penguin), 708 nucleotides long. It is a transcript of the gene DNAJB2, whose product is annotated as DnaJ (Hsp40) homolog, subfamily B, member 2. The transcript has 8 exons. The record is from RefSeq and is a predicted model, not a curated record. NCBI's taxonomy places the organism in Eukaryota, Metazoa, Chordata, Aves, Sphenisciformes, Spheniscidae. Gene Ontology annotation, biological process: protein refolding; positive regulation of proteasomal ubiquitin-dependent protein catabolic process. Gene Ontology annotation, molecular function: Hsp70 protein binding; ATPase activator activity. Gene Ontology annotation, cellular component: endoplasmic reticulum membrane; cytosol. The coding region runs from base 1 to 708 and encodes 235 amino acids.
AUGGAAGAGUCGGAAAAACAGAUCGAAGAUACCCCAGGAGCGGAGCCCUGCACACCGCAGGGGAGACCCCUGCUUGCUGCUGCCCAUGGAGCCCAGGAGAUCAGCCAGCUCUCAGACACCCUUAUGAUUAUCGAGAACGGGCGGGAGCGGGUGGAAGUGGAGGAGGACGGGGAGCUGAAGUCGAUCCACAUUGAUGAUCCCACCGCGGAGGACAUCAAGAAGGGGUACAGGAAGGCCGCGCUGAAAUGGCACCCAGAUAAAAACCCAGACAACAAGGAGUAUGCCGAGCAGAGGUUCAAGGAGAUCGCUGAGGCCUACGAAGUGCUGUCGGACAAGCAGAAGCGCGAUGUCUACGACCGUUACGGCAAGGAUGGACUCAUGGGAGCAGCUGGACCAGGGGGUUCCAGGGCUGACGCUGGGGCCCCUGAAUUCACCUUCACCUUCCGCAGCGCUCACGAUGUCUUCCGGGAGUUCUUUGGGGGGCGAGACCCCUUCGCCGACUUCUUUGAUGAGAUGCUGCCCUUCUCUGAGCUGCGAGGACAUGGUGCACGGCACCACGGAGGAGGCCACUUCUUUACCCCCUUCCCAGGAUCCUCAGAUUUCUUUGCCUCGUCCUUCAGCUCCGGCGCUGACGCAGGGCUGGGCUUCCGCUCCGUCUCCACCUCCACCACCUUCGUUAACGGCAGGCGCAUCACCACCAAGCGGUGA